AGCCCGAGUCCGAGGUAUUUGAGAUCACGGAUUUCACCACUGCGUCUGAAUGGGAAAGGGUACAUUUACCUCUGGCACAUGGGAAGAGAAAUCAGAUGAAAUUUCCUUUGCUGACUUCAAGUUCUCAGUCACUCAUCAUUAUCUUGUACAGGAGUCCACUGACAAAGAAGGAAAAGAUGAAUUAUUAGAAGAUGCAAUUCCACAGUCUAUGCAAGAUUUGUUGUGUAUGAAUAAUGAUUUUCCUCCAAGAGCACAUUGCCUAGUAAGAUGGUAUGGGCUGCGGGAGUUUGUGGUGAUUGCCCCUGCUGCACACAGUGAUGCUGUUCUCAGUGAAUCUAAGUGCAACCUUCUUCUGAGUUCUGUUUCUAUUGCUUUGGGAAACACUGGCUGUCAGGUGCCACUCUUUGUGCAAAUUCAUCACAAAUGGCGAAGAAUGUAUGUGGGAGAAUGUCAAGGUCCUGGUGUCCGAACUGAUUUUGAAAUGGUUCAUCUUCGAAAAGUACCAAAUCAGUACACUCAUUUAUCAGGUUUGCUGGAUAUCUUCAAAUCAAAGAUUGGAUGUCCUUUAACUCCACUGCCUCCAGUUAGUAUCGCUAUUCGAUUUACCUAUGUACUUCAGGAUUGGCAGCAGUAUUUUUGGCCUCAACAACCUCCAGACAUAGAUGCUCUUGUAGGAGGAGAAGUUGGAGGUCUGGAGUUUGGCAAGUUACCAUUUGGUGCCUGUGAAGAUCCUAUUAGUGAACUCCAUUUAGCAACUACAUGGCCUCAUCUGACUGAAGGGAUUAUCGUGGAUAAUGAUGUUUAUUCUGAUUUGGAUCCUAUUCAAGCUCCCCAUUGGUCUGUUAGAGUUCGAAAAGCUGAUAAUCCUCAGUGUUUGCUAGGUGAUUUUGUCACUGAAUUUUUUAAAAUUUGCCGUCGAAAGGAGUCUACUGAUGAGAUUCUUGGACGAUCCACAUUUGAGGAAGAAGGAAGAGAAAUUGCUGAUAUAACUCAUGCUUUGUCAAAGUUGACAGAGCCAGCACCGGUUCCAAUUCAUAAAUUAUCAGUUUCCAACAUGGUACACAGUGCAAAGAAGAAAAUACGAAAACACAGAGGUAUAGAAGAGUCACCACUGAACAGUGAUGUCCUCAAUACUAUUCUCUUGUUCCUAUUCCCUGACGCUGCUUCUGAGAAACCAUUAGAUGGAACUACUUCAACAGACAGUAAUAAUCCUCCAUCAGAGAUUGAAGACUAUACUCUCUACAAUCAGUUCAAAUCUGCUCCGUCUGACAGUUUAACAUACAAAUUGGCUUUGUGUCUUUGUAUGAUUAAUUUCUACCAUGGAGGGUUAAAAGGAGUGGCACACCUCUGGCAGGAAUUUGUUCUUGAAAUGCGUUUCAGAUGGGAAAACAACUUUCUGAUUCCAGGAUUAGCAAGUGGACCCCCAGAUCUAAGAUGUUGUUUAUUGCAUCAGAAACUACAGAUGUUAAAUUGUUGUGUUGAAAGAAAGAAGGCACGUGAUGAGGGGAAAAAGACAAGUACUUCAGAUAAUGUAAUUAAUACAUAUCCAGGGGAUGCUGGAAAAGCUGGAAACCAUUUGGGGCCAGAUAAUCUAAAAGACACAGAUAAGGAAAAGGGAGAGGUGGGAAAAUCUUGGGAUUCCUGGAGUGACAGCGAAGAGGAAUUUUUUGAAUGCCUAAGUGACACUGAAGAACUUAAAGGAAAUGGACAGGAGAGUGGCAAGAAAGGAGGACCUAAAGAGAUGGCAAAUUUAAAGCCAGAAGGACGUCUCCUUCAGCAUGGGAAACUUACACUGCUACACAAUGGAGAACCUCUCUACAUUCCAGUAACUCAGGAACCAGCACCUAUGACAGAAGAUCUGCUAGAAGAGCAGUCUGAGGUUUUAGCUAAAUUAGGUACAUCGGCAGAAGGGGCUCACCUUCGAGCACGCAUGCAGAGUGCCUGCCUGCUCUCAGAUAUGGAGUCUUUUAAGGCAGCUAAUCCAGGUUGUUUUCUGGAAGAUUUUGUGAGGUGGUAUUCACCCCGGGAUUAUAUUGAAGAGGAGGUGAUUGAUGAAAAGGGCAACGUGGUUCUGAGAGGAGAACUGAGUGCCCGAAUGAAGAUCCCAAGUAAUAUGUGGGUAGAAGCCUGGGAAACAGCAAAGCCAAUUCCUGCUAGAAGGCAAAGGAGACUCUUUGAUGAUACACGGGAAGCAGAAAAGGUGCUGCAUUACCUGGCAAUCCAGAAACCUGCAGACCUGGCUCGGCAUCUUUUGCCUUGUGUGAUUCAUGCAGCUGUACUCAAGAUAAAGGAAGAAGAAAGUCUGGAAAACAUUUCUUCAGUUAAGAAGAUUAUAAAGCAGAUUAUAUCCCAUUCCAGUAAAGUUUUGCACUUCCCCAAUCCAGAAGACAAGAAAUUGGAAGAAAUCAUCCAUCAAAUUAUUAACGUGGAAGCUACAAUUGCUAGAGCCCGGUCACUGAAAGCCAAGUUUGGAACUGAGAAAUGUGAACAGGAGGAGGAAAAGGAAGAUCUUGAAAGGUUUGUGAGUUGUCUGCUGGAACAGCCUGAAGUAUUAGUCACUGGGGCAGGAAGAGGACAUGCUGGCAGGAUCAUUCACAAGUUGUUUGUGAAUGCCCAGAGGCUGACUGAAUCUUCUGAUGAGGCUGCAGCCAUGGCUCCACCAGAAGAGGAAGUGAAGAGAAUGGGCUCCCCAGAAGAAAGAAGGCAGAACUCGCUGUCUGACUUCCCACCCCCUGCCGGCCGGGAGCUCAUCUUGCGCACCUCUGUGCCACGCCCUGCUCCCUACUCCAAAGCUCUGCCUCAGCGGAUGUAUAGUGUUCUCACCAAAGAGGAUUUUAGACUUGCAGGUGCCUUUUCAUCAGAUACCUCCUUCUUCUAAUUCUAGCGUUAUUGGUGACUCCAGAGACAGUGCUGCCUCCUCCUGCAGGAAGGGAGGGUGUGGCAGGGAGAACCUGAGAGGUCAGGAGGGCCCUGGCAGUUAGGUGAUCAGGAAUCAUACCAGCAUCUGAAAGACUUUCCAGCACCAAGCUUGAGCUCUGUUGUAUCCUGGUUGGGGCAGAGGGAAUGGGCUUGAGCUAGGAGAUUUCUGCCCUGAAGAGAGAUGCUUCGUGUAUGAGGGGAAAACCAAAAAAACAGCAGGAGUUAUCUGUACUCACUCUGACGGGAUAGAGUUCAUUUUAUUCUCUUUCUGACUAUCCUCUAGGCUAUUAUUGCCUUGCAUUCACAGUCUGUGUAGACACUUAAUGGUUAUGUUUAUUAGUAUCAAGUAUGCAAAAUAGAGUACCUGUUAACUCAGAUUUCUGAAUAUUUGGGUGGUAGCUUCUAGUCCCAGAAUCUGGGUUUUUAAAAUACUAAAUGACAUUCUGUUUAUUCAGCCACCUGGUGGUCAUCUUUAUUAUACUAAUUGACUUUUGGUGAGAAUUUUGAAUAUUCUAGGAGAAAACCUAGAAUGUCACAUAGUUUCUGUUUUUCCGUGUAACUAUAACCUACAUGUAUUCUUUCUGAUAAAACCACAUAUUAAAUGUCACUGCAAAGUAGUUUUAUAUAUUAUCUGGUAAGAUUUGUUUUCUCUCUCUGAUUUCUUUUUGGUGGACGUGUAAGUUACCAGCCUGCAAAACUGUUGCUCUCCCUUCUCUUGCUGUACGGUAUGACUGUCUUUGUUGUGGUUGCUGGCUGGAUAUGUAUUUAAUGACAUAGAGAGGCACACAUGCUAAAAACAUAGUCUUAGUACAUAGAGAUUAUCAUGCAGUUAGUAUAAUUUGGUAUAUGUGCUAAUGCAAUAAGUAGAAGAUUAUUUUAAUGGACUAUUUUGCUUUCAUAUUUUAGUAAAAAUGAAAAUAAUCCAUGGGGAUGUGUAGCACCUGGCAUAAGGAUAACAGCACCACAUUUCUAGCUAUGUGAUGAUCAGGAUGUAUUGAGUCUGAGGUGCUACAUGGCCUCUGUUUGGUAGUCUUAUUUUUAGGCCUAAAAUUCCCACUUCAAUCCGAAGUAAAAAAUGGUUAUACUGAAGCAUAAACUUUGCCUGUGUAACUUUAAAGAACUGAUGAUAGAGCUGUGCAAACCUGUGUUAUAUUAUUUUUGUAAAAGUUAAAAAUAUAUAUAUAGUGUAUGUGUGUGUUGUGUGUCUACACACACAUAUGUAUAUAUGUACAUAUGAAGUAGGGGAGUCCCAGCCUUUACAAUGCUUUUCUCUGAGAUGCCAGACUUUGUUGCUACUGGUAAACUAUACAGAUGCAGGCCUGAGGAGCUAGCACUGGACCAAGUAGAAGACAUUUCUUUCAAGGACCAUUUGUCCAUUUUCUAAUGAGGAAGUUAAUAACAAAGAAAAAUUCUAUAAAGAAGAGGUUGUAUUUUAAAAUGGCAUCAUGAAUCUAAUAAAAAGGAGAUUGUUGCUUUCUGUGGC
Galeopterus variegatus (Sunda flying lemur) is the source of this 4402-nucleotide messenger RNA. RefSeq names its product RAB3 GTPase activating protein subunit 1 (catalytic) (gene RAB3GAP1). Gene Ontology annotation, molecular function: GTPase activator activity. Bases 50 to 2878 code for a protein of 942 amino acids. Gene Ontology annotation, biological process: positive regulation of GTPase activity. The transcript has 23 exons. The record is from RefSeq and is a predicted model, not a curated record. Lineage: Eukaryota; Metazoa; Chordata; Mammalia; Dermoptera; Cynocephalidae.